Molecule: messenger RNA, 1023 nt
Organism: Copidosoma floridanum
Lineage: Eukaryota; Metazoa; Arthropoda; Insecta; Hymenoptera; Encyrtidae
Gene: Prosbeta5
Product: Proteasome beta5 subunit
Cellular component (GO): proteasome core complex; cytoplasm
Molecular function (GO): threonine-type endopeptidase activity
Source: RefSeq, a predicted model, not a curated record
UAUAAAAAAGACUUGUAAAUGUGUGGUGUAUUGUCAGGUCAAGUUAUUGUGCAAAUCAGCGUGACAAAGCGGUGAAACAUGGCGCUUGCUGAGCUUUGUGGUUUAAAUUCUAUCAUCAACCUCAAUAAUUCACAGCAAAUCGAUGGAUUCCACCAUGAAAUCGAAUUUCAGAAUUUUACAAAUAGCAUGGCCCUGGCCAUCCCACCUUAUGGCAACCCUGCUGACUUUCUAGGUCAACUUGCCAAAGAAACAGACGGAAGUGGCCAACACCUUAAGAUCAAAUUUGAUCAUGGUACCACUACGUUGGGCUUCAUGUACGAGGGAGGUAUCAUACUCGCAGUAGACUCUCGGGCCACAGGAGGAGAGUACAUUGGUUCACAAACCGUCAAAAAAGUUGUCCCGAUCAAUGAAUACCUGUUGGGAACCGUGGCUGGAGGAGCAGCUGAUUGUCUGUACUGGGAUCGAGUGUUGACAAAACAGUGUCGCCUCUACGAGCUGCGUAACAGAUCGCGAAUUUCCGUUGCUGCAGCUAGCAAAUUGAUGUCAAAUAUGGUUUACAACUACAAAGGAAUGGGCCUUAGUAUUGGUAUGAUGGUUGCUGGAUGGGACAAAAGAGGACCAAGCUUGUAUUACGUUGACUCUCAAGGAACUCGUACUCCUGGGAAAGUUUUCAGCGUUGGCUCUGGUUCCAUAUAUGCAUAUGGUGUUCUAGAUUCUGGUUAUCGUUAUGAUUUGACUGAUGAAGAAGCCUAUGAGUUGGGUAGACGAGCUAUUUAUCACGCUACUCACAGGGAUGCAUAUUCUGGUGGUAUUGUUAGAGUUUAUCAUAUGAAAUCAACUGGCUGGGUGGAUAUCAGUCACCAAGACUGUAAAGAUUUGCAUUAUGCUUAUGUUCAAGAAAAAAGUGCUAAUUAAAGAAACUUUUCCGUAUUAAAGGUCAUGAGUUCUACUAUUUAACAACAAAACAUUUUUAUUACAAAGCUGUUCAAUACCAUUACACAUACAAAUCAAUUUGAUACGUUA